CAAACACAGAAAAAAGUGACCUUUUCCAACAAGGCAUAAGCUGUUUUUCUCCAACCCAAGUCAUCCUGUGGAAUAAUUGGAUCAGCUUUGCCCACUGGCAGACCUUUUGUCUUCUAUGAAUCAACAUGGAAAGGAAUCUUAAGAAUGUUUUGGUCAUUUCUUUUGGAUUUUUACUACUUUUUACUGCUUACUCAGGACUCCAGAGUCUGCAGAGCAGCCUCAAUGCAGAAGAAGGCCUGGGCGUUGCUUCCCUAAGUGUUCUGUUUGCUGCACUCACCUUAUCAUCCAUGUUCCUCCCCCCAAUCAUCAUCAAGAAGCUGGGCUGCAAGUGGACCAUUGUGAUCUCUAUGUGCGGCUACAUCGCCUACUCCUUAGGGAACUUCUAUGCUAGCUGGUACACACUCAUCCCUGCCUCUGUGAUCCUGGGCACAGGAGGAGCACCACUGUGGUCUGCCAAAUGCACUUACCUCACUAUUGCUGGCACUUUGUAUGCUGAGAAAGCAGGAAAAAAUGCAAAAGACAUUAUCAACCAAUAUUUUGGGGUCUUCUUUCUCGUGUUUCAGACUUCCGGCGUCUGGGGAAAUCUUAUCUCAGCCUUGAUACUUGACCAAUCUUCCAACAAAGUGGAGAUCACAGAAGAAGACCUGAAAUGCUGUGGAGCAUUCAACUGCCUGACUGGUACCACUAACUCCACUGAGUCAGCAAGACCCUCCAACUCCUUAAUCUACACAUUGGUAGGGAUCUAUACUGCUUGCGGUGUGCUAGCUGUGUUGCUGGUUACUAUAUUUCUGGACCAGAUCCAAUCUGACCAAGUAGAGACUGAGAAAGAAAAACUAGAAGCACCAUCCUUUUGGUCUACUUUCCUAGCGACUUUCCGGCAUCUUAAAGAUAAAAGACAGUGUCUUCUAAUCCCUCUGACAAUGUACAGUGGGUUUGAACAGGCAUUUCUUACUGGUGACUACUCCAAGGUAUAUAUGACCUGUGCCCUGGGGAUACAGUACGUUGGCUAUAUGAUGAUCUGCUUUGCAGGUGUAAAUUCCCUCUGCUCCCUGCUCUUUGGAAAGAUCUCUCAGUUCACGGGUAGAAAACUUCUAUUUGCAUUAGCCGCAGCUUUGAACACAGGCUGUAUAAUAACACUACUGCUGUGGAAACCUCAUCCCAAGCAGCUUGCUGUAUUUUUUGUCAUCCCUGCUCUUUGGGGCGUAUCUGAUGCUGUUUGGCAAACACAAACUAAUGCAAUCUAUGGCAUUUUAUUUGAGAAAAACAAGGAGGCUGCCUUUGCGAAUUACCGUCUCUGGGAAUCAGUUGGAUUUGUCAUCGCCUUCGCUUACAGCAACCUGUUGCAAGCCUACGUCAAAAUGUACAUUUUACUGUCUGUGCUUGUGCUGUCCAUGGUGACCUAUGGAGCAGUGGAAUACCUCGAGGCUAAGAGCUCCCCCAGGACACCUACUGCUGCCAAGAAGGAAAAUGGAAAAUCCCCCUCUCAGGAAACACACAUGUAAUCCAACAGGGUAAGAGGGAUGGAGGCAAAGCAAACUGACCAGCCCUUUACAGGCACAUCUCCAAGGGCGUUCCAGUGUGUACCGUUUCCUGGAUGGUAAAGGAACAGAUUUCAAGGCUGUUAUAAGUCAAAUGUCUUAGGAAUAAAAACCUCCUGUGAGAUCUCACCUUUAUAAGGGAAGAUUAGCUGUUUACCGUUUAA
This is a messenger RNA of Poecile atricapillus (Black-capped chickadee), 1702 nucleotides long. It is a transcript of the gene UNC93A, whose product is annotated as unc-93 homolog A. Bases 126 to 1502 code for a protein of 458 amino acids. The transcript is spliced from 8 exons. The record is from RefSeq and is a predicted model, not a curated record. Lineage: Eukaryota; Metazoa; Chordata; Aves; Passeriformes; Paridae.